AUGGGAAGUGUUACUGGAAAGGAAGUUGACUCUCCUUCCAUUCUACAGGUAUCUGCGGCUGGGUAUGACAGACAAGGAGUCGCUGAUCAUGCUAAUAAUCUUGCUUCGAAAAUUCGUAACAAUUUGACAAACUCAAUGAAAGCGCUUGGAGUGGACAUACUUACUGGUUUUGGAACCAUAUUGGGCCCUCAAAAGGUGAAAGUUGGCUCUUCAAACAAAGUAGUAACUGCUAAAGAUAUCAUCAUUGCUACUGGGUCUGUUCCUUUUGUACCAAAGGGCAUUGAAGUUGAUGGGAAGACUGUGAUUACCAGUGACCAUGCACUUAAACUGGAGUCUGUUCCUGAUUGGAUAGCAAUUGUAGGAAGUGGGUAUAUUGGCCUUGAAUUCAGUGAUGUCUAUACAGCACUUGGAAGUGAGGUUACUUUUGUAGAGGCUUUAGAUCAACUUAUGCCUGGAUUUGAUCCUGAAAUUAGCAAGUUGGCUCAGAGGGUCCUUAUAAAUCCCCGGAAUAUUGAUUACCAUACUGGAGUUUUUGCCACCAAGAUCACACCUGCAAGGGAUGGAAAACCUGUCUUGAUCGAACUUAUUGAUGCAAAAACUAAGGAGCCAAAGGAGACUUUGGAGGUGGAUGCUGCACUAAUAGCAACUGGCAGGGCUCCAUUCACACAAAAUCUUGGAUUGGAGAAUAUUGAUGUCGUAACACAGCGUGGCUUUGUUCCCGUGGAUGAGCGCAUGCGUGUAAUUGAUGCAAAUGGCAAACUGGUGCCGCAUUUAUUCUGUAUUGGUGAUGCAAAUGGCAAGAUGAUGCUUGCUCAUGCUGCCAGUGCGCAAGGAAUUUCAGUGGUUGAACAAGUUACUGGAAGAGAUCAUGUGCUGAAUCAUUUAAGCAUCCCAGCUGCUUGUUUCACUCAUCCUGAAAUAAGCAUGGUUGGGUUAACAGAGCCUCAAGCAAGGGAGAAAGGGGAAAAAGAGGGGUUUGAAGUAAGUGUUGCCAAAACAAGUUUUAAAGCCAACACAAAGGCCCUAGCAGAAAACGAAGGAGAGGGACUUGCCAAGUUGAUAUACAGGCCUGACAAUGGAGAGAUACUGGGAGUUCAUAUUUUUGGUUUGCAUGCAGCAGAUCUCAUCCAUGAAGCAUCCAAUGCUAUAGCAUUAGGGACACGUAUUCAGGACAUAAAAUUUGCAGUUCAUGCACAUCCAACCUUGUCCGAGGUUCUUGAUGAACUAUUCAAAUCAGCAAAGGUUAAAGAACAAGCUUAUAGCCCAGUAAGUGAACCAGUUGCAGUCUAAUCUUCCCAAACAAAGUUAAAAUUUUGAAGAAAUUUACUUGUAUUAGGGACUUCCAAAUUAUAAUGCAUCUUCAGGAGGAAGACAAGACACUCAGAAUCCUGUAAAUGAGGGGAACAGUUGGAGGAGGGAGAUCAAUAAUGGCCUGAUAAUGGAUGAACGCCCAAGAAUACAUGUUCUGGUUUCUUUUCUACUUGCUAUUCUUAGUGCCUGUAAAAGAUGCUUAUCUUCAUUAUUAUUGCAUUUUUUAAACUAGUUUGCUUCAUCUAAUUAUAGUCAAUGAGAAAACCUUUUUGAGAAA
Vigna umbellata (rice bean) is the source of this 1588-nucleotide messenger RNA. The record is from RefSeq and is a predicted model, not a curated record. Lineage: Eukaryota; Viridiplantae; Streptophyta; Magnoliopsida; Fabales; Fabaceae.